Argentina anserina (silverweed cinquefoil) is the source of this 1343-nucleotide messenger RNA. RefSeq lists its product as uncharacterized. NCBI's taxonomy places the organism in Eukaryota, Viridiplantae, Streptophyta, Magnoliopsida, Rosales, Rosaceae. The record is from RefSeq and is a predicted model, not a curated record. The transcript has 2 exons. The coding region runs from base 166 to 1167 and encodes 333 amino acids.
UCACCGAAAUAUCUCUACUCUCUGAAACUUCAGAAACAUAACCUCAACCGUCUCCGUCAUCCUUCGUCGACCAUGCGAUUCACUCUCAGUUUCACUCUUCAACAACAACAACAACAAUAAGAACUAGUGAUAAGUGUUGGCCUUGAUCAAAGUUUAUAUUGGAAAAUGAGCCAGAGAAUGGCAUCUUUAGGUCGCCCUCCGUUCAUGAUAUCUACCAAUACUAUUCCCAGGCUCCAUUUCCGAACCCAGAACUUGUUUAAAAGCUCGAGCUCAGUACAUUUCUGCAGUUUCCCUCGCAUUCAGAUAAACCGUCCACUUGUUUGCUGCACUAAACUGUCUUCCUGGGAUCCCUCAUCUGACACAUAUGCCCCCACGGACAGUGCCAGUGAUAACGUUUUGAAUAAAACCUCCAACAUUUUUGAAAACCUUUCAUCUGCUAGUACUGCUCAAGCACUAGGUACCAACAGUGAGAAGCUUGAUGGCGCAAGUGAUCAGACAGGAACAGAGCUUCAGGUCCUUAAAUGGCCAAUGUGGCUUCUUGGCCCUUCUCUUCUCCUCCUGACUGGCAUGUUGCCAACACUGUGGCUACCGAUAUCUUCCAUAUUUAUUGGCCCCAACAUAGCAAGCUUGCUUUCUUUGGUCGGACUUGAUUGCAUUUUUAAUCUUGGUGCAACGCUUUUUCUCCUAAUGGCUGAUUCAAUAGCCCGGCCUAAACAGUCAUCACAAGCCUGUAGAAGCAAGCCUCCCUUUAGCUACAAGUUUUGGAAUAUUGUUGCAACUGUGACUGGAUUUAUCAUUCCCCUGAUGAUGGCUUUUGGAUCCCAACAGGGUUUCAUCCAACCCCAGUUGCCUCCCAUCUCAUUUGCCGUACUAUUGGGUCCCUACCUUCUGCUUAUCGCAGUUCAGAUUCUUACUGAGAUGCUGACUUGGCAUUGGCAGUCACCAGUUUGGCUGGCAACCCCUGUCGUUUAUGAGGGUUACCGUUUGUUGCAGCUGAUGAGAGGAUUGAAGCUUGGAACUGAAAUCAUGGCACCAGCUUGGAUAAUGCAUACAAUUAGAGGACUGGUGUCUUGGUGGGUUCUAAUCCUUGGUAUGCAGCUAAUGAGGGUUGCUUGGUUUGCAGGCUUCGCUAGUCGAUUUCGACCUUCCCCUGCUGGUGAUAAUUAGCACUUUUGUGGCUUUGAAUGUAAUUUUUUUUUUGUAGGUGAAGAAAUAUGUGGUUUAAUAACCCUAUUCUUUGCUGAAGUUAUGAAUGUACAUGAACAUUUUAUCUCCGAGCUAUCUAGGAACAGAGAUGUCAUCUUGUGUAAUACAUUAUAGUAAUCAUCUUUCUCUUUGGUUCA